This is a messenger RNA of Caenorhabditis auriculariae, 4255 nucleotides long. Lineage: Eukaryota; Metazoa; Nematoda; Chromadorea; Rhabditida; Rhabditidae. The record is from the annotation of a GenBank genome assembly.
AUGGCACGAAACGCGCACGUCGUCCGCUGUAUUUGCCGGACUCAAACCCUAAAUAGCCAGGAAAAACGGCAAGAGAGAGCACGCCCAUCCGGCGGCCACCCGGCUGGAAACGCCGCAAAAAACAAUCUCAUCUCGUUGACAAGCAACACUCGAGUGGACAUCUCUUCAGACAUCCGCCGCACCAACAAUCUUUGCCCAUGGCACCAAACUAUGACGUUUGACAAGACUCUUCAUGAAAAGGUUAAAGAUGAAGCUUGAACUUGUGAUAAAAAUUGAAAAAACAUACGAUACCGAUACGCCUUUCAGAAAAUAACGGAGUUUUUUUCUGUAUUCAAAAACUGAUAAGCCACUUUUAAAGCGUUAAAAAGCUCACAUGAAGUUUGAAAAAAAGCUUCAAUCAAAAAUGUCGAAAACCAUGUCUAUAGUGUCGACUUUUUUAUCUGACAGAAUUGAAGAUUUUAGUUAACAAACCAACUUAUGGAAGUAUUUUCAAAAAAAGUUUUCUUUUUCGUAAGUUUAUCAAGAAAGUUUUUCAUUUCUUUUCAAGUUUCUGAAUUUCAUGAACCAAAAAGACUUUAAAAUUGGAGAUGAGCAGCAGGAAAUCUGGAAAAAAGAAGGAGGAAAUUUGAUCGAAUCCAAAAAAGGCUGACGAUCGGCCGGCCGUUCCUCUUUGACGUGUCUCGACUCAGAACAUACACAAGGAGGAGUUGAUGGACAAAAAAAGAAGCUGAUGAGAUGUCACCAGAGAUCGAGUGUGAUUGUUGAGCAAGUGGAGAUGGACUGUAUAAACGCUGUUUGUUCAUCAUCGCGAAACACUCGGACCUCAGAAGAAAUCGGAUCGGAGGAAGAACUUGCCGCCUGACCAAUUGUUGGCAGCGAUCUGCGCGCUUAUUAUUUUUCAAGUGUUUGAUUCUGAUUGGCACUUUGGGCCAGCUCUUUUCCUCUUGGAUUUUGCAGCCAUCCACAAAGAAGCAAAAGAAUUAGCGAAAAAAAUUAGGAGGAAGGGUUGAAAAAAACGCCAUUUCUCCAUUUAACAAACUUCUUUUUUUUUAAUUCGUGAGUUUAAUAAAUUUUUUUUCUUCUGAAUAUUUGGUGCUUCCCUCGCGAAAAAUGAAAUCAAGUCCGAAGCGAUAUCAAAAAGUGUACUUAUGCGACAUCGUAUUGAGGAUCUCGCAAAGAGGCAAACAAUAGGGACACUUGUUCCAAAAUCCUCGGAGUGGAGAGGGAGAGUCCGACCGGAAGGAAGCAGACCGUUCCGUGUGAAAAGUUUGAAAAGGGCCUGGGUGUGGCUGCUUUUUAUCCAAGCAAAGCAAAAGUGGAAUAAGAGGCUACGACGAAGAAAGUAGACUGAGAUGAUCUUUUUCUGUUUUCUGGCUAUCAAAAUCAUAUCGAAGAAGAUUUCACAAAAAAUGCAUUCGUCUUUUUGUUUCAAUUCCUAAGUAAUAUAACGUUUCCAAAGUCUUCGAAUCUUGGCUUUUUCGAAACUUACUUGGUCACAUCUUCUUGCUUGACGGUUCGUACGAAUAAUCUCGGUAAAAGAAGGAAACUCCUGUUCUUGCCCAUGUCGCUUACGAGGUCCUGUAAUCAAGAUCAUCAAGAAAUUUAGAAGAAACAUUAAAAUAGUUGUAAACAGCAGCCAUCAAAGACGAAGUGGCUUUUUAAGGCAUUACAGUUCGACUACAUCCCAACCCAUCGACUGGGAAUCGUUUAAGCCUUCUCGGAACGGCCGAAACACGCUUGUUAAGCGCAGCGAGAUGGGGUCGAGGUUGAUGAAACACUGCGAUGGCGCAAAUGUCCCUUUAUCCAAUCCUUUUUCGGCUUGUCUUUCGUCUUGUACCAUGACUUUUCUAGUGGACAAGCAUGAAAUAGUUUGUAAGUCAAGUGUUAGGCCAUCAUACCUAAACGACACUUUUCGCUUUCUCGUUUCGCAUCAUUUUGGGCGGUUCCUGUUUAAGUCGUCGUAUUCACUUUUCUUCGCUUUCUCAUUAUGAAUAAGAGGAUGAGAUGCCUACUUUCCGUGAUUUUAGUUUGUCUAUGGGCCGUUGCAAGUUACAUUUAUUCCAAGGAACGCGAAUUUUUGAACCUGCAGAUCAUUUCAACGCAAUUUGUAUUUUGACGCGUUCACGUCAAGAUUGGCUAUCGUUUCAGGUUUUUCCUGCGGAGAUCGGAUUUUCUUUCUCGCAUGGCUUUUCACGCAUUUCCCUAGUACUUUUUUCAUCCCUUUAAAGGCUAACCCAGGCUUCAACCGGUUAGGGAAUCUCAUUCUCCAUGAUCUAACAUUUAUUUCUCUGUAACCUUGAUAUGUCGGGCUAUGAAUCACAAAAAAAUUGAACUAAAGUUUUUGAACUAGAAAUUUUUUUAUUUUAGUGCAUCCGUUCCUGCUAAUCGAACACUUUCCGAUAACUUCUAAUCGUAAAAAAAUCGCUUCUUUGCGGCAAAAUAUUCGUUUUCGCUAGAUUAAAAUUAUGUUAUUUAUCUCUGAAAAAAACCUGUAUGCUGAAUAUCUUCGUCAUUCAUAAAUUGGAUAUCAACAAUCACUGCAACGUGUUUUUUCGUCUUCUUUUUUUUCUCACUCUGGUCAUCAUGUCGACUUUGUGAAUUACAUCAAGUAUGUCGUGUGUUUUUAUCAUCAUGUUUUUUUCAGCUUCGAUGAGGGAAAUCUCAAGUUUUAUAACAUCACUUGCGAUUUUGAUAUCUACGGUAGAAGGUGCAAUUCAAAGUUUUUCAUGAUGAUAAAAAAGUCUAGAUUAAGGGUUUGGAGCUCCCGGCUUCGUGCCGCCAGAAAAUUUUGUUGCUGAGAGAUGGUACCCAUCCAACUUGCCGACAGUGAUGCCGCCUUGGAAGAUGCCUGGAGCCGACAUCAACCAGUUCCGCACAACGCGAAUAUCGACCACAAAAGCUCCCGCCACCUCGACUCCAACUCCAACUGCUCUUACUUCAGCCAUUCCAUUCAACAACGGAACAACAGAUGCCUCACUCAUUGAAUUGAUGGCUGACAUCACGACUUCAAGCUUAAACCAAAGUCUUCUCAAUGAGUUUUUGGAUGACAAUGAAAAUCCACAGGAUGGCAAUGAUAUAAACUCUCUUUCAACAACAAUUUCAUCUUCCAAUGAACCGUUCGUUGAGAGAAAGAGCUCCAUCGAACCGGUUACAGAAAAUGCUCCAACCCCUGUAACAUUCGAAAGCUUCAAUAACGGGACGGUUUUUGAUGUCACCCCCAGCUCUGAGAGCAUAUUUUUCGAAGAAAGGAAAGAAGAAACGAAAGUGGAUGAGAACCUUUUACAAGAAAUAAAGGAGAUUCAAUCGGAAAAAGUGGAGGAGACAACAACAAAGAAGCCUUUGAUCGAGCCGACAGGGGAAGGCAGCGGCUUUGAGAUGGAAACGAAACUCGAGGAAUCUAUCAACGGCACAACAGGUCAGAGUCCGAUUCCUACAUUUGAAAGUUUUUUUCAGUUUGCAAAGACAUUCUGUUUUUGCUUGAUUCCAGUGGAAACGUUGAACAGCAGUACACAAAGCAAAAAAGGUUCAUUGAAGAUAUCGUCGCCAAAGUUGCUGGAAUCAAAGAGAGAAAGGUGAAAAAACUGCAAACAAGCAGAAAUCACGAUAAUGAUGGUUUCAGCUCGCUCUCAUAACGUAUUCCGGUCGCAGCCGACAGAGAGUAAAUCUUCCCUUCUCCAAAGAACCCAAUCUGCCCAAAUUUUUGCAGAAACUGCGAAGUGAUCUUUUUGAUAAGCACCUCAUUUUAUCCUGAAUCUCAGAAGCCCGUUUCCUUCGAGGAGUCACGGCAACAGGUUCUGCAAUUUCUGCCACUACUGAUUUUGCCAUAAGACAUGGCGGAAACAUGCAGGUAAAUAAUUUUCUUUCAGAAAAAACAGCAUCAGAUCAUUAAAAAAAACUUCCAGGUUGUCGUAGUCACGGAUGGAUUUUCCUUUGAUGAAGUUUCGUUGAAGUCUGAAGCAUUGAGGUGUGGUAUAUUUUUUUAAAGAAGUUCUGAAAAUAUGGCUUGAGGUCAAUAGAAGGGGUGGAAACGUUUGCAACUGGGCAAUAUUUCCCCGUUGUGAGGUUUGUUGCUAAUCACUCCAUUGAAAUUCUCUUUAUUUGAAGCAAUUCACUUAAAUCGAAACAAAAAUGACUAGUUUUUUUUAAAACGUUUUCUGUUUCCAGAGACGUCUUGCUAGCGAUCGCUGGAUCUUCAGAAAAUGUUUUCUUCGAACGAAAAACAAUUCCGAGGCUGAUUGAGAAACUUUCCUGUUGA